AUGUCAGACGACAGCCGUGAAACUCAGUUAUUCGAGCUAGAAGCACUGGAGAGUGUGCUAAGGGAGAAUAAAUUGACGAGAAUCAGUGAUUGGGCGGAUAAAAAUGCAGAAAUUCGGGGAAUAAUUGAAGUAGGAUUUGACACAUUAUCCGAUCCAAAAGUCACAAUUGAAGGAACGUCUGACUCCAGCGAUCAUUUUUCCAUCCCCCUAGACAUUCUUCCACCAAUCCGAUUGAAAUUUCAUCUUCCAAAUGAUUAUCCCUCAGUAUCAUCACCAAAACUUGAACUGGAAAGUUAUUGGAUGAAUCAGGAACAAAUGACAUCUUGUGAAACCGAGUUGGCAAGGAUUUGCGAGGAAAACCAGAUGAUGGAGGUGCUUUUUAUGUGCUAUCAAACGAUAAUUGAUUCGAUAGACCAAUCUCACCUAAAAAUCAUCAAUCUGAACGAGGCGUGUGCGCUGAAAAACAAUGGAGAAACUAUUGAAUCGCUGAAAAAGAAAAUUCUUGGAAAAGGCGAAGAAGCUGCUGAAGAGCACUUUGUCAAUACACUUUUCGAUUGUGAAGUAUGCUACGACUCUCAAAUGGGCCAACAUUGCAUCAAAUUCCAGCCGUGCUCUCACGUUUUCUGCAAACAAUGUACUUUCGAUUAUUAUCGUACAAUAUCGAAAGGUGUUGUGUCAAAAGCCAUGCAGUGUCUAGCAGAAGGAUGCAAGAGUGAAGCACAACAAAAUACGGUUAAGGAGGCACUCGGAGAUGAUUUAUAUGCAAAAUACGAGACGAUUAUGCUGGAGAAGGCGAUUCGAGAGAUGGAAGACACCGUGGAGUGUCCCAGAGAGAAUUGUCAAAAAGUCGCCUACGUCACGGAUAGACAACGCUUCCUGGCCGAAUGCUCCUACUGUAACUUUUCGUUCUGCAAUCUGUGUAAGCAGACAUUCCACGGAAUAGAACGCUGCAAAUGGAAGAAAGGAGACAAAGAGCUUCUUGUCAAAAGAUGGAAGGAUGGAGAUGAAGCUGAGAAGGCUGAAAUGUGCAGGCAAUUUGGAGGAGAGAAGCGUGUCGAGGAGCUUGUGGAGCGGUUCCUCAAUGAGGAAUGGCUGGAUUCGAACAGCAAACCGUGUCCCAAGUGCUCGGUGAGCAUAGAGAAGAAUGAAGGAUGCCACAAGAUGCACUGUACGAAGUGUGACACCUACUUCUGUUGGUUGUGCUCUGAAACUCUUGACAAGGAAGAUCCUUAUAAGCAUUUUCAGGGAGAUGGAUCAUGCUCUGGACGUCUGUUCGAAGGAGUUCAUCACGAUUUGCUAGAUAACGAUGACGAUCUUCUUUUCGAUAUGGCAUUUAACGACGGUAGUGACUAUGACAGUGAUGAGACCGUCGAGUAUCCUGAAUCCGACGAAGAUAUUGAUGCGGAGGAUUGGUUAGAGCAAGAAGGACAUUUUGACGAGCUUUUCUUUAAUUAACAUAACUUUACGGUUUUCUCUAAAUUUACGGAUUAAUUGUCAAAUAAAAUGAAUAGUUCAUCCUUUU
Caenorhabditis elegans is the source of this 1522-nucleotide messenger RNA. RefSeq names its product RBR-type E3 ubiquitin transferase (gene F56D2.2). Gene Ontology annotation, biological process: protein ubiquitination. Gene Ontology annotation, molecular function: ubiquitin protein ligase activity; ubiquitin-protein transferase activity; zinc ion binding. The transcript is spliced from 8 exons. Bases 1 to 1455 code for a protein of 484 amino acids. The record is from RefSeq and is marked reviewed. Lineage: Eukaryota; Metazoa; Nematoda; Chromadorea; Rhabditida; Rhabditidae.